Molecule: messenger RNA, 1520 nt
Organism: Plasmodium vivax (malaria parasite P. vivax)
Lineage: Eukaryota; Apicomplexa; Aconoidasida; Haemosporida; Plasmodiidae
Exons: 5
Coding region: 1-1446 (481 amino acids)
Source: RefSeq, a predicted model, not a curated record
AUGAAAAGCCACGGUGACACUAAACACAUAAGUUUUGCAGUUGUAAAAUUUGUGGUGUCCUUUUUGUUAAUCAACAUUUGUGCCGUUAGUAUAAGAAAAAAUGUAAAAAAAAGUAGAUUAAUCAUACACCAAAAUGACAAAAGUGACCUACCGAUAGGAAAAGUAGUUCCGUACUUUUUGGAGGAGACAACCAUAUUCGAAAACUACAUGGUCAAAAAGGUAAGCAAUGAGGAUAAUAUCUGUAUAAGCUCAGUUCGAAAUAAUAAAAACUUAAACGCACCCAUGGAACAGAUGUUAAAGUUGGAAAGUCAGACGCAUGCGAUAGAAUUGGGAAACAGGAGAAAUGUUUAUGGGUAUACAGAUCACCUGAUUCGAGAUGGGGACUACCAACUUUCUAACAUAGCACUAACAUUUAAGAUACCCGUAAAUCACGAAAUGUGCGAAUUUAAUUCUUAUAAUAAUUACAUUCUUUAUAUUAACUAUUUGAAGAGGGUAAGUUUUGAAGAAAUACAAAGGAAGUUAGAAAAAGGCGUUUUUAUAUUCAUAAAACUACCUGAUGGUUACGACUUAAAUAAAUCCGUCGCUGCAUUUAUGGGGGAUAAAUAUGCUAUGUCGAAAGGCACAAUAGAAAAUGACUUCAUUAAAAUUGAUAUCUCCAGUGCCAUUCGGUACCACAUAUGUCAAAAGGAAAACCACAGCAAGAAUAACAAUUCGACUGAGGCCAAUCAAAGUGACAGCGUGGAUAACUACGUUCUUGGGAAGAGCGUCGAAUUUGUUCUCUUCACUUCGCACGAGUUGAGUGACAUUAUUUUGUUCUCACCAGAAAUAAGGGACCCGCGCUUUCUCCAUAAUUAUGAAAAUAUGAGGAAUAUUGUCAAGCUUAAGAAAAAACUGCAAGAGAGGUACUCCCAGUGGGAGGACUGGUCUCCAUGCUACAGCGUGUGCAGCGACGAAUUUUCAUACAGUUGCAGGCGGAAUGUAUGCCUGGAGGAAGACGCAGACUUUUGCGAUAGGUACUUUAACCUCAGUUUUAGGAAGUGCCAAUCGGCUGCUUGCCAAGUGUUGUUAAAAGAAAAAAUUGAGGAAGUCCCAAAGCAAGCUGUCCAGGAGGGAGAAAAGAAGGAUGCCAAAAUUGAGGAAGUAAAAGAAGAUAAAGCUGAGGAAGGAAAAGAUGAAAAGGUUGAUGCCGGCGCUGAUAACGCCGCCGCUGCCGCUAAUGCUGCGGCGAACGAAGCGGAAAACACCCACAUAGAGGAGGAGAGGCAUGCAGCGGCAGAUGAUGAUUAUUUAGACGCACUCAGGUUCAGGCGACGAAAGGAAAAGAAAGUGAACUUCUUUAUGUGGAUAAUGAAUAAUAAAAAAAUGGCCCUCGGAUUGGUAUUGUUUUUACUGGGAGCUAUAAUUUUCGGAUGCAUAUAUUGCUAUCUCCAGUCUAGGUUUUCAUAAUGAUGAAGAAUAUUAUGUGUCAAAGUACAGAGCUCAGGCGAUGAAUUAAAACAUUUUUUUAAACACUUCUGUUU